CCGAAAACCAUCGUUUCAGGUUUACCUCGCGAGGCCGCAUCACGCGCCACACCUAACGAUUAAACCGUUAAUCCUGGUUUCCUCAGAAUGGAGAAGGAAAGACCGUUUAACUUCAAGCUUUUGGUGCCACCAAGGAUCAGUACCGGACAGGUGUUUGCAGUCAGACCUCAAGAAGUUACUCCACAUACCUCUGGCACUAUGCAGCCAGUACAGGCUCCCAGUAAGUGCUCUCAGAAAGAUUUGAACAAUCUAUUUCAAAAUACUAGUAUGGUUGCUUCCUCAAAAUCUUUCAAGUCAGAUGCAGCAAAAAAGAUUGCUGUAAUGCCAAUGGGAAAAGAAGAGAAAAUUUCAGUGUCAAGUGAUUUGUGUUCUAAGCUUUUGGAAGAAUUUGAAAAAAUAAAUAGCUGGAAACUUGAACUUGAUUCAGAAAUUGCACGAAAGGACAAAUUAUUGCACGAGAACAAAAGAACAAUUGAAAAUCAACGCAAAGCAAUUCAGGAGCUACAGUUUGAAAAUGAGACCCUUAGCAUAAAACUGGAGAAUCAAAUGUGUGAAAAUGCAGAGCUGAAAAACAAAGGCAGUGAAACCCAAAAUCUGUGUACUAUUCUGAAUGAUGCUUUUGAGAGAUCAGUAGAGAAGAUGAGUUUAUUUGAAUCUGAGCGGCUGGAAACCCAUGAACUCUUUAUACAAAACAGUGAAACCAUUCAGAGGAUUAUCAAUGCAUUUGAGGGCCUUCGUGAUCAAACUGAAUCUGAUAAAUUAAAAUUCAAGGAAGAGCUCAAACAAUAUGAGGAUAUUGAGCAGAGGUUUCAAGAGGAAUUAAAAAUGAAAGAAGAAGAGGUUGCAAUACUUUGGGUGAAAAUGAAUGACAAAGAUAACAAACUCCAAGAGGUACUUAAAAACUUUCGGGAUAAGGAAGAGGACUGCAUUCAGUUACAAGAAGCAGCAAGGCAACACUAUGAAAUGCUUCAAAUGUCCAAACAAGACCAUGAGCUGCUGCUUAAAAAGUUACAGAAAACAGAAGAAUCUCAAAAAGACAUUGAGGAAAAAAGGCAAAGUCUUGAAACUGCUUUACAGAAAAAGGAAAUGGAAUAUAUCAAAACUGUCGCAGAAAAGGACAGUACUCUGGAUGAGCUUUAUAAAAUUAAAGAUGAACAAAAAGGAAAACUUUUGCAAAUUCAAACCACGGCCCAGGAACUUCAAGAAUCACUGAGAUCUGAAAUGCAAAGGACAAAAGAUCUUGAAGAGGAAUUGAUGAUAAAAGCCAGUGAAUUAGGAGAAACAGUACAACAUAAAGUAGCAAAAGAAAACGAGAUAAAAAUUCUUAGAGAGGAUAUGGAUGUAAUGUCAAAAUCUCUAAUACUAUUAGAAGAGAAAUUGCAAACAGAGGCAACAAAGGUGUCACAACUUGACAUGGACCUUAAGAAUAAAAAUUUGGAAAUUUCCGAAUUAUUGAAUAAAGCUUGUAUAACAUCAGUUGAAAAGGAAUUUGCUGAGAAGGCCCUGAACAGUUUACAAGAAGAACUGAUGAAUUUGAAGGAAAUUGCUCAGAAGAGUGAGACCAAAUUGUGUGAAAUGGCAGAGAAGUUACAUGUUGCACAAAGCAAUGAACUACAACUUGCAGAAGAAAAUAAUCAGUUAAAAAAGAACAUUGAACAGAAUGAGUACAAGGAGGUCAUGGCAAUCUUCAACAAAUUCCAGCUUCAAAAUGAGAGAAUUACUGAACAAGCAGAAGGUUCAUCACCUGAAAAGGAAAAUAAUGCAGAGGAGGAAACUGAAAAAGAAAUAGAGAGAUUAAAAGAGGAAAACAUUCGACUCAGAGAUGUACUGGAACCACUGAAGUUAAGAGUCGAAGAACAAGAUGAAAAGAUGAUGAAAAUGCAAGAAAAUUAUGAAGAAUGUCUAAAUUCAUCAAAACUAAAAACAGAAAAAAAAACAAAAGCUUACAAUGAAUGCCUAAAAGCGAAUAACAAUUUAAAAAAACAGCUGGCAACAGAAAGAGAGAAAUGCAAUAAACUUGACACUGAGGUGAAUGAAAUUAAAGAACAAUUGAAAAAUAUUCAAAGUCUUAACAAUGACAAGCUUACGAAGUUACAGGCAGAAAUUAAAAUGAAUGCUGUGACUGAGUCUGAGCUGUAUAAGAAGGUAGAAAAGCUUAACCUUGAAGCGCAGGAAGCUGUUCGAAUCAAAGAGGAGACAGAAAUCAAGUGCCAGCACAAGAUAUCUGACAUGGUGGCCUUAAUGGAAAAGCACAAGAAUCAGUAUGACAAGAUGAUUGAAGAAAAAGAUUCUGAGCUUGAUAACAGGAGACUUAAAGAAGCUGAAGCAAAUGCUAGUUACACCUCAUUGGUGCUGGAACUUUCAGAGACAAAAAUUGAGAAUUUAAAUUUAAAACGGCAGCUUGAAAAUGAAGUGAGAGACAAGGACAAACUUAAACAGGAAAUUACAGAUUUGAACUUAAGAAUUAAGUCUGUGCAGGAGGACGUGAAAGAGAAGACACCUCAACAUAACAUCAGAGAAAUAUGUUGCAGUGCAAGCCAGGAAACACAGUCUUCAGUCAGGUUCAUGAGGAAAUCAGCAUUAUCUACGAAGAAGGCAGAAAAUGGCACUGAUAUUACAGAUUCAUUUCUGGGUCCUUCCGAAAACUUUAUGAAAACACCACCAAUUAAAGAGUCAGGAAGAGAAAACUUAAAAACUCAGUCCUGCAUUUCACUCAAAAAGGCAAAGACCACACCACGGAUUAAGUCAUACAGAAUACGUACACCACCUUCUACUGGAAAAUCUGUGCCCUGGAUUAAAACUGUCCUGGAAUUUGACUCUACAUCUGAUAGCUCUGAACAACAGGAUUUACUGAGUUUUCUUGUUGAAGGUGAGCCCAAUGUUAAGAAGGCAGGUGAUUAUGGAAUAUCUAUGCAUCAUCCAAAGAGUCCCACUGUGUCUAAAUCCCCUGGGGUGGCUUUGAAACUGGCAGCAGUGAAAAGAAUGAGAGAUGCUGGAUGGACAGCUGUAACCAGUGCAGAUAUGAAAAAGAAGAAAAAAGCAUCUGAAAAAAUUUUUGCUUAGCUCUUACUCUUUUACAGGACUUGAUGGGUAGUAUUAAGAUCUGACUAAAAUUACAGUUUUGUUUGUAUAAUGGCAGACUAAGAGUUUAAUCUCAUAAUUUUAGCAAAAUUUCGUUGAGUUAAUUAGACUAGUUCUUUGGUUCCAAUUAGUUAUUUAGGUUUUAAUGUGUGUGCAAGUUGGCCUGUUACUUGUAUAAUUUAUUACACUUCAUUUACAUUGUAUUUAUAGUGUCAUUAAUGUUAGUACUUAAUAUUAGCCAUAACUAUACUUUAUAAACCAGUUUUUAAUGUCAAAUUGAUCUUUAUUUAAAAUGUUCUAUCUUAUUCUUUAUACUUCCAUUUGUUGUGUUCAUUGAAUAUGUUAGCUUACUGUUUUAAUAGUGUUGAAAUUAAAUACUUUAAUGAAUAGCA
Messenger RNA from Brienomyrus brachyistius, 3473 nucleotides. It is a transcript of the gene sycp1, whose product is annotated as synaptonemal complex protein 1. The record is from RefSeq and is a predicted model, not a curated record. Gene Ontology annotation, cellular component: synaptonemal complex; central element; transverse filament. The coding region runs from base 88 to 3063 and encodes 991 amino acids. Lineage: Eukaryota; Metazoa; Chordata; Actinopteri; Osteoglossiformes; Mormyridae. Gene Ontology annotation, biological process: lateral element assembly; synaptonemal complex assembly; meiotic DNA repair synthesis. The transcript has 33 exons. Gene Ontology annotation, molecular function: double-stranded DNA binding.